Messenger RNA from Cyprinodon tularosa, 3961 nucleotides. RefSeq names its product ventral anterior homeobox 2 (gene vax2). The coding region runs from base 772 to 1686 and encodes 304 amino acids. Gene Ontology annotation, biological process: central nervous system development; neuron differentiation; regulation of DNA-templated transcription. The record is from RefSeq and is a predicted model, not a curated record. The transcript is spliced from 3 exons. Lineage: Eukaryota; Metazoa; Chordata; Actinopteri; Cyprinodontiformes; Cyprinodontidae. Gene Ontology annotation, molecular function: DNA-binding transcription factor activity, RNA polymerase II-specific; DNA binding.
CUCCCUUCACCAUCCUCUGCUCCGUUUGUCAAGACGGGGGUGGAACCUGAUGCUCUGCUCUUAAGCAAAUUAUAACAAAAAACAAAAACCUAACAAGGGCGCUCUAAACUUCAUCUGGAAGCCCUCUGGUGUUUUCCCAUUUCCUAACAGUCCACACCUAGAGGGGGUUUCAUUUAAGAGGUGUUUUUUUUCUGUGCGCCUUCCCCCUUUAUGUGGCACCACCAACACACACUCCAAGGAUCCGCAGAGGGAGCUGGUGUGGCUGGGAGUGAACGAUUCUGGAUAAACCAGCAGAAACUUUCCCCUGCUCACAUUUUUUCCUCUCCCUUUUCCUGCGCACAGCCUCUCUCUCUCUUUUUUUUUUUCUCUUGAGGGUGAUUUUUUUUUUUUUUUAAGGCACCUCCCUGCUCCUCUUAAGAUCUUCCCCAUGCAUCUCCACCUGCACCUCCUGGCCGCUGCAGCUUGAGUUAAAAAAAAAAAGAGAAAACAUCUCCUUCCCUUCUCCUGGUUUGGACUCUGGAGCCUGCGUCAUGCCGCCACACCUGAGGUGCAAACCGGUUCCGCUGCUGGAGCGCACCGCGUUCUUCUAAUUGGAUCUACUUCUGAUAUCCUCUGAGGGAGACUUGGGCAUGCUCUGCUUUCCUCUGGAGAACAUUUGCAACGGGAAGAAAGUAGAAAUAGCAGAGUGAGUAUUAGAGAAGGAAGAGAGCAAUAAGAAGAAAAAAAAAGGAGUAGAAACUUUACCUGAGAAAGACUCUAACUUAGUUGUAGAUGUUCGAUCAGGCCACGACUAUGGGCGAUGGGAGCCACCGCUGUGGCCCCAACCCACUGGACAGGAUGGAGGGGAAGUGCCGCCCCGACAUGGGCAGCAGGUCCCCGGUGCAGAGCUCCAUAGACACUCCGGGGACCUCGGCAUCCACGCCGACGUCCUCCAGCGAGGACGGACACGAGAAACUUCUGGGGGUGGACCCGGACUACUGCCGCAGGAUAUUAGUGAGGGACGCCAAAGGAACCAUCCGGGAGAUCGUCCUGCCCAAAGGUCUGGACCUGGACCGGCCCAAACGAACCCGGACCUCCUUCACGGCUGAGCAGCUGUACCGGCUGGAGCUGGAGUUCCAGCGGUGCCAGUACGUGGUGGGCCGCGAGCGCACGGAGCUGGCACGGCAGCUCAACCUGUCAGAAACACAGGUGAAGGUCUGGUUCCAGAAUCGCCGGACCAAACAGAAGAAGGACACCACCAAGGAUUCAGACAAGCGCUCCUCCUCCACGUCAGAGUCUUUGGCAACCUGUAACAUCCUGCGUCUCCUGGAGCAGGGCCGGCUCCUGUCAGGACCUGCCCCACCUCCAAAUUCCCUCCUGGGGCCCCCAGCCCACCCCACGAACGGCUCCCUGUUGAGCAGCCCCGGUGGGGGCUCCUCUUCCUCCCCGGGAAUCAAUAGCAGCACCUCACCCAGCUCCUUAGCGGGCGGGACAUUCGGGCUCUCACUGCCAUCUCUGGGCGGCACUCCAUCGUCGCCACGACUGGGGGUACCGCCCCCACACUCCCUCUGCUUCUCCAUGCCCUUACUAGGGGGGGCCCAUCAUGAACUGACGUCCACAUAUGGCUGCGGGUCCUCGGCCUUCGAGCCAUACAUGCGAUUAGACAGGAAGGAGGCAGAUCUAGGUGGGAAGAAAACCGUUUCCUAAACGGUGAGGCCGUCUUUCAGGAGCCAAAAGGAGGAUUUGACUAUACGAGCUUCAUCCUGCCACUGGACAGGCAAAGAAAAUAUGAAACAGUGACAGGGUUGCUUUGUAGCAGCACUAUUUUGUGAAAAAUGACACUCAAAAAGUAAAAAAAAAAAACACUUGAUGGAAAGUGUUAAAAAAAUUUUGUUUUGUUUUAAUUACCAUAUGUGGCAGACAGUUCUCAUCAUCACUCUCUCUUUCCAGUAGUUUUAAGUGACUCUUUGCUUUCUGUCCAGUGAGUUUGUGUGUAUGUGUGUGAUUUCCUCUCUCUCUUUAUGGGCCUUCAUUUACUGUUCAUUGAAAAAAAAAAAAAUUACAAAAAAUAACAAAACAAAAAACAUACCUGACAUGAAUAAUUUGAACCCAUUAUCAGCAGACCACCUGUAACAGGACCGCCACAGUACGGCGUUACCUAUUCUCCUGUUUAAGGUGUAUUCUUGUACAUUUUUUAAGCUGUAACAGGUUCUGUGGUGAGGCUGGUAAGAGACGAGCGGUAAUUACAUCUUAAUAUUCUUGUUCAAGUGGCCAUGUUUGAUUUUUAGUUAAUGUGCUAUCACAGUAGAAAAGAAACACAUGAAAAAAAAAGAACCGUAGCAUCUUAAUAUCAGUCUGUUUGGUGUCCAGAUGUAGUUUUUGUAAAACCGUCUUUUUUUGUUUUCUUUGUUUGUUGAUUAUUAUUUCAAUUUUGGUUGUAAAUGAAACAGUAAAUGUUAGGAUCCAGAUGAACGGUGCAAACUUACAGUACAUAUCUAGAUCUUAUGUGUAAACGUGAAAGGAAAUGAAAACAAAGAUGAGGGUGAGAAAGAUAGUGAGGAAGCAUCCCACGGAAAAAGCUUUGGAGGUGGAUGAGCUAACGUUUAUCGAGGUCAAGCUUCAAAGAAGGAGAGAGGGAGAAAGAGAAGACCUCUGAACCAAGACUAACGUUUGAUUCACAAGUCUUACAGCUUUUAAAUCAAACCCCGAAAGAGUUCACAGAACGAAAAAUAAUCCAUUUACAGAGAAUAUUUUGUAGAGUUUUGCUCCUGCUGUCUUUUUGAGGCUCGAGCUGCAGCUGCAGGCGGCGGAUCGACAUGUCGCUCCGUCGAAAAUUCAUGUCCAACAAAGAUACUGGCUCCAAUGAAAGAAAACUCUAAAGAGACACCAAAAUAUUAGAAAAAGUUUCAUUUAUUCAGGUCAUUGUAAAGAACAGAAUUAAAGAAAAGAAGAUAAAGUAUUUCCCUCCAAAAAUAUAUAGGGCAACAUUUUUCCUGUUAUCCCUGAGGCUGUUGCAAAGACAUGGAUUUUAACAUGUGGGAAAAUCAACGGUUUAAAUUUAUUGACACACAUCUAACAAACAUAAGGAGGAUGCAUGGGCGGUUCUAGAAAGGGGCCAACAGGGGCCAGUGCCCCUUUAGAACCAGUCCUGGCACCUGUUAUGGCCCCUUGACUGAAGACAAAUUCUGUUCUAUAUGAUGGCAUGCAUUUGUGCUGAAACAGUAACUAAUUGGUUCCUUGGAUAAAAAAAUGAUAUAUUGAAUUUGAAUUUAAAAUUGAUUAAAAAAAUUUACGUGUUGCACCAUUAGCUCCAGCUGUAUGUAGAUAGGAGCACCAUCUUCAUCUGCUAGAUCAGGGUCCUGUGGUCUUCUGAUUUUUUUUCUUCUUUUAAUUCUGCUGCUCUGUGCCCCCCAUGAAAAAACAUUAAAAUGUCUAGAACUGCCACUAGGAGGAUAAAUUGAAGAAAUGAAAUAUUUCUACUUACACCGUCAUAUUUCGCUGCUUCUUUAAUCCAUUAAUAUAGGCAGAGAAUGUAGGUCAGCAUACAUUAAUGGUGAUGAGUUAUUACCAAUCCUAAUAAUAUGGACUAUAACAGGUUAUAUCUUUUGAGAUCUAAAAUCAGAUCUGAUAUUUCACAGGAAUUGAUUUGUUACCCGUGUUACUCUACUCUGACACAUAAAAUCUAAUUAUUUGCAACAAUUAGCAAGCCACAUAAACAAUCUAAAUGGAUCAAAGAUAGGAGAUAUUUCUAAAUGGUCUGAAUGUGGUAAAAGCAGCUUUAACUGCCGCUAGGAGGUAUUUUUUGGAGAGAUGGAUGCAAUCUGUAGGCGCUUUUUUGAUGGCCAACUGGAGCAGCCAUUUGUUAAAAACAUAGAAAGCAAUAGAGACUUUUACAGCUGUCAAAAUCUUUUGUAACACCAAAACAAUUCUCUUAAUUUAUCGGUAGAGAAAAAAAAACAUACUAACACUAAAUUGGUGAUGA